UAAAACCCUAGAAUUCUCAUCUUCUUUCCAAUCCACCCAUCAACAAUGGCGCCUACCUCCUCAGAAAAACAGCUGAAUGUAAUCCGUCGUUGCGAAUCUGACUUGUUCUGGGUGGAGAAGAUUAUGAUAGUCACUCUAAUUCUCCUCCCGAUUUGCAUAGACAAUUAUAUUUUCACUAGAUUUGUUUUCUUGAACAUUAUUUUAGGUUUCAUAGCCUCCAAUGUCAGCUAUGUCUUGCUCUUCAUGGAGCGCCAACGAAUCCGUCCUUUCUCUUUUGAACCCUGUGCCUUUUUCUACAUCGAGAGGGUAGAGAUGGGGGCUGCGGCGCUGUAUGCUUUCGGUAUAAAGACAAAUUUCGGUUGGGGUCGGGCGCUGAAUACUUUUGGUACAAUAAAGACGAAUUUUGCUCUUCAUAUCCUAAUAUUGAUGCAAUUAUUUUUGACCGUACAGUAUAUAUUGAAGUAUUACAAGGGUGGUGCUACAGAAAGUAGCAACGAUGGGGGAUCCAAGAUGGUUGGUUCCCAUGAAGGAUCAGUGAAGAAAGCAAAAAUUAUUAUAAGCAAAUGUUUCCAGUAUUGCCACUAUGUCUAUGGUUUAGGGUUGUUGAGUUGUGGAUGUGUUUAUGACAUCAACGCAUGUUGGGUUCACUUAUGGAACUCUGAAACAGAUGCUGCUGUAAACGUCAGUCUCCUCCCAGACGAACCAAAGCGAGAGGAAGAAGAGAUGGAGGACGACUCAAAAGAUGCUGCUGUAAAAAUCAAUCUCCUCCUAGAAGAAUCAAAGCGAGAGGAAGAGAUGGAGGAUGAGGCAGAGGUAGAAUCAGAGUCAGAGUCCGAGAACAUGAGCGAUACAGAAUCAGAGGAAAAGAAGGAAGAUGAGACGGACUCAGAAUCAGUGGAAGAGGACGAAGAUGAGACAGCCUCAGAAUCAGAAGAGGAGAGCGAGGAUGCAGAAUCAGAGGAGGAUGAGACAGACUCCGAAUCAGAGGAAGAGAUUGAGGAUGAGACUGACUCAGUGUCUGUCAAGGUUGGCGUCAAGGAAAUAAAGAUUAUGAACCAUGCCAUGGAUCUUUGCACUAAGCUUUUAAGAGAGAUUUCGGGGCUAAAAGAAAAUCUUACAUCAAAAUUUGAGAACUACCGAACCAAGGUUGAAGCCGAACGCAGAAAGUGGGAAGAAGAAAAAGAAAAUCUUUCGUCAAAAAUUAAGCAUUACCAAUCUGCAGAGGCAGAGUAUGCAGCAGACCGUCAGAAGUGGGAUGAAGAAAAAGAAGCACUCAAUAAAAGAAUACAGAAUUACGAAAGGGAGCAGUCGAUAUGGGAAAAACAAGCAAAUUUUUUCCAAGAAACCCAAGAAGUAUUGAACAACUACUCCAAGCAUCUAGAGGAAAAACGCAAACUGGAAGUCGAGCUCGAAUUUAACAAAAAAUUGGUUGAGGAGUACAAGGUAGGUUACUGUUGGUAUAAAGGCAACUACUUCAAGCUAAGGGAGGAGAAUUUGGAUCAGGCAUCGAGGCUGUCCACUGAGGCAUCGGUGGCUGAAAGAUUGCAGAAGGAGAAUGGUGAGUUGGAGGCCAAGUGCCGCAGAUUGGAGGAGGAGAAUGGUGCGCUGACGGGCAAGCUGUCUGCUGCCAGGGAGGCAUGCGAACUUUACAGGUCCUACUUGCGGGAUUUGAGCACUGGUUUUAAUUCAGCCAGGCGUUAAUUUUAGUUUAGCCUUGUAGUUAAUGACUUUUAUUUUUUGUUUAGGUUCGUACUUGUUUUUGGAAAGUAGGAUGGUUUAACUUUUUUUUUAUCUUUUUUUUUUAAAAAGGCAAUGGAAGGGAUGGUUUCUUCACCUAUAAGCACAUAGAACACAACUUAGCCAGGCUCAAUAUUGUUUCUUUCCAUCUCAUUUACCACAUGUUUGCUUUGCAAUUUUUAUGGGUUGGAUUUGGGUUGUCCCUUUCAGUGCUACAUUGAGAAGAGUUUGUUUGUUUUUAAUUAUUCUAUUUAUUUCAAAAUAAUUAUUUUUAAAAAUU
This is a messenger RNA of Rubroshorea leprosula, 2017 nucleotides long. The record is from the annotation of a GenBank genome assembly. NCBI's taxonomy places the organism in Eukaryota, Viridiplantae, Streptophyta, Magnoliopsida, Malvales, Dipterocarpaceae.